This is a messenger RNA of Lineus longissimus, 731 nucleotides long. Its product is annotated as N-lysine methyltransferase KMT5A-like. Gene Ontology annotation, molecular function: histone H4K20 methyltransferase activity; transcription regulator activity; protein binding. Gene Ontology annotation, cellular component: nucleus; polytene chromosome. Lineage: Eukaryota; Metazoa; Nemertea; Pilidiophora; Heteronemertea; Lineidae. The record is from RefSeq and is a predicted model, not a curated record. The transcript is spliced from 6 exons. Bases 54 to 509 code for a protein of 151 amino acids. Gene Ontology annotation, biological process: regulation of DNA damage response, signal transduction by p53 class mediator; regulation of transcription by RNA polymerase II.
UGGCCAGUCACACACUGACUCGCAAGACUGAACGCCAAUGUGGUGCUUCGAAAAUGGAGGUGCAUCUUGCACAAGUAUCAAAGAACACCUUGAAUCUUGAAGUUAGGGAAAUUGAUGACGUCAUUGGGAAAGGUUUGUUUACAACUUCCAAAAUGAAAGCUGGUGAAUGCCUUGCCGAAUACAAGGGAGAAUUGAUAGACGGCAAAGAAGCAGAGAAACGAGAAGAACGCUAUCGAAGCAAUAAGCAUAGUUACCUCUAUCAUUUUUCCGAAAGUGGAGAAACAAUGUGCAUUGAUGCCACUAACCAUGAUGAACACAUAGCACGAUAUGCUAACGAUGAACCUCAAAAAACAGCUACAGCAUUUGUGAAGAAGACUCUUAUUCAUGGAGUUCCAUGUCUUCUGCUCUUUGCCAAGAAAGAUUUAUCUCCCAAUGUCGAGGUGCGUUAUGAUUAUGGCGACAAGGCAGCACCUUGGAGAGAAAAGGCUCCAGUCAUGCCAUUGGUGUAAGUGAUGAUGGGGAUAUGAGGCCUGGUACGUUGGUUUUUGCUUGUAUGCGAGAUGUCCCUGCGAGAUGUCCCUGCGGAUGUCCGGUGGCCCGUUUUAGUGUAUGAGGAAUCGGAGGAUAAAGGGAGGAUUCACAUUUAUUGCAACACUGAUAAAGCUGUCAUAAAAGUAAACGUCCGUGACAUUGUUCGACCAAACACAGAGAGUUGGAAUGGCCUAGAGGAG